Messenger RNA from Spinacia oleracea (spinach), 951 nucleotides. The record is from RefSeq and is a predicted model, not a curated record. NCBI's taxonomy places the organism in Eukaryota, Viridiplantae, Streptophyta, Magnoliopsida, Caryophyllales, Amaranthaceae.
CUUGUGUAGUUGUGUGUGGUUGCUCAAGUGUAAUGUUAUCACCUAACAAAACCAACGGUCAAGAUUAUCCGAAAACCAUAUCUACUUCUUCAAAAUAACAAAUAGAUUAAAUUUAAAAGGCUUUAUAUAUAGGAAGGGUUGUAACAGAGAAAGUAAGAAACUAGAAAGAAGAGUUGUAAUACUAAUAAUAGUAAGCAAAUAGGAGUUGAGUGAGUGUUACAAAAUGGCUUCCUCCGUCCUCUCCUCCGCCGCUGUCGCCACCGUCAGCCGUACCCCGGCUCAAGCCAGCAUGGUGGCUCCUUUCACCGGCUUGAAGUCUACCGUAGGCUUCCCUGCCACCAAGAAGAACGAUGACAUUACCUCCCUUGCUAGCAACGGUGGAAGAGUCCAGUGCAUGAAGGUAUGGCCAACACAAAACAUGAAGAGGUACGAGACUCUAUCGUACCUUCCACCUCUUACCACAGACCAGUUGGCGCGCCAGGUCGAUUACCUUCUUAACAAUAAAUGGGUUCCUUGCCUAGAAUUCGAGACUGAUCACGGAUUUGUAUACCGUGAGCACCACAAUUCCCCAGGGUACUAUGACGGUCGUUACUGGACAAUGUGGAAGUUGCCCAUGUUCGGGUGCACUGACCCGGCCCAGGUUUUGAAUGAGCUCGAAGAAUGCAAGAAGGAGUACCCCAACGCCUUCAUCCGUAUCAUUGGAUUCGACAGCAACCGUCAAGUCCAAUGUGUCAGUUUCAUUGCCUACAAGCCUGCUGGCUACUAAUAAAUGAAUCAAGAAAGUUUGUGUAUUAUUUGUUGAUCAAGUAUAGUUAGUCCUGGAUGUUUCAUUUUUCUGUUAAAAACUUUUUUUCCCCUCUUUAAGUUUAUGUCUUUUUUCGGAUGUUUUAUUGCAAUGGGAAUGUUGAGCAUUGUAUUCUAUGAAUAAUAAUAGCUUGCCCCUAACAAACA